Messenger RNA from Sitophilus oryzae (rice weevil), 3962 nucleotides. RefSeq names its product zinc finger protein 131-like. The record is from RefSeq and is a predicted model, not a curated record. Bases 764 to 2140 code for a protein of 458 amino acids. The transcript has 12 exons. Lineage: Eukaryota; Metazoa; Arthropoda; Insecta; Coleoptera; Curculionidae. Gene Ontology annotation, biological process: regulation of transcription by RNA polymerase II. Gene Ontology annotation, cellular component: nucleus. Gene Ontology annotation, molecular function: DNA-binding transcription factor activity, RNA polymerase II-specific; RNA polymerase II transcription regulatory region sequence-specific DNA binding.
CCAAGCGCACAAAAUAAAGCGACAGAGUGGAUGUGUGUUGUCGUGUUGUGUAAUAAAUAAAUAUUAAUAAUUACUUUCUAAAAAGAAGUCCUAGAAAAAGGUCUAUAAUUCAAUUUAUGGACCUUGAUAAAGUACUCACUUCUACUCAGGUGCUCAGCAGUGGGAUUCUAAUCAAGCCCCAGAUAUAUUAAGGAAUUUCAGUUGCUGCUUGGGUUGGAGGAUAAAAACAAAAUUUCAGUAUAUUUCUCCUAGCGCAUUCGGCGAAUUCUAGCAGAUUAAAAUUAACGAAUCUGGCGGCACACAAUCUAGCGGAUAGCGGACAGAUAGCGGAUAGCAGAUAUCGGACUUCGAAUUGUCGAUAUGUCGACUUCGAGAGUUGGGAACAAUGGAAACCUGGCUUUUGGCGCUGCUGUAUCCAUGUACUGUAUCUUGGCUGUAUCAUGGGCUGUAUCCGUUGUAUCCUUGUUUGUUGUAUCUACACAAAAAACAAGUUUAAGAGAUUUUUGUGUAUUCUUUUAGGAUUGAUUGAAUAUUUCUAUUUGAAUUGCUGGGCACCAGGAUGUAAGCCACAAAUGUAACCAUUACAAUGUUAAAGAGAGUUGUAAAUUUUAUAGAUUUCCUAAAAAGGAUACCAAAACAAGGAAAAAUUGGAUAAAACUCACAAGGGCUAUAGAACCAGGACCUGGAGCAUAUUUAUGUACCUACUUGCCAUUUUGUGGAUGGAAAGAAAGUAAAUGGCCCUACAAUCUCUGCUACAAUAUUAAUGCAUAACGAAGAGAAACAGUCUAAAUUUUUAAUCCCAGAAAAGAAAAAAAGACAAAAGAUAAAUGUUACUGUAAAACCAAUGGAUAAUUCCAAGCAAGAUUUAACUUCACAAAUUGCUUCUGGAACGAGUGAUAAUUCAAGGGGUAAGGAAUCGAAGAAACAUCGAAGGAAGAUCUGUAGGUGUACCGUAUGUGGCUACGAAACGACAACAAAACAUUUUCGUCGGCAUAAGGCGCUUCACUUGGCACGAGAAGAACGACAGUUGUUCCCUUGUGUGCAUUGUGGCAAAGAUUACUUAACAAAACACGGCUUAGAAUAUCACCUUGAUAAUAAUCAUAUUGAUUCCAGAGCGAAGGAACUGAAGAACUCGCAGAAAAAGUUAUAUAGCUGUUCCACAUGUAGCUUCCAAUCAAGUAAUAUGUCAAGACUUAAAGAACAUGAGCAAGUUCACUUGGCACCGGAAGAACGACGGAUGAUUACUUGUGUGCACUGUGACUACAAAUGUAUGUCAAGAAGCAGCAUAAUAUACCACUAUAAUCAUAAACAUAUUGAUUCCAGCGCAAAGAUGGAAUUGGAAUCGCAUAAAAAGGUCCAUAGAUGUUCGACAUGUAGCUACCAAACAGGGCAUCUAUCACACCUUAGAAAGCAUGAGACAGUUCACUUGGCACCGGAAGAAAGACAGUUGCUUUCUUGUGCGCACUGUAACCUCAAAUAUAGGACAAAAACAGGUUUACAAUACCAUCUUGCUAAAAAUCAUCUUGAUUCCAGCGCGAAGAUUGAACCGCAGAAAAAAGAAAACGGCAGAAAAAUGAACAAAUCGCAGAAAAAGGUCCAUAAAUGUUCCACAUGUAGCUACCAAACAGGACAUCUGUCACAUUUUAGAAAACAUAAGGAAGUUCACGCGGCAACAAAAAAACGACAAUUUUUUGCUUGUGCGCACUGCGACAAGAAAUAUUGGUCAAAAGUCAGCUUACAACGCCACCUUCAGAAUAAUCAUAUUAUUUCCAGAUCUGAGAAAACUACCAUUUUGAAAAAUUUAAAAGUAAAAGAAAGAAAUGCUGAUUGUAUGUCGCUAACUCAUGAAGUGAUAUUAGAUUCUUUAAAAAUAGAAAUUGAUGAACAAGUUACGCAUUUGGAUCGCUCUAACAAUACUGAAAGCCUAUCUGUGGCUAAUGAAGUAAAAUCAGAAGCUUGUUUAGAAACAGAAAUUGAUGACGACGCUCCGAUUUUGAAUAAAGACGUGCAGGAUGACUUUAGAACUACCGAUGAUGAAUCUGUAACUAAGAAAGUGAAAUUAGAAGAGUUUAUAAAAAUGGAACCUAACCUUGACGCGUUUCUGGAUGAAGACUUAGAUCUUAUAACCAACGUGGGAUAAAUAAAUUCGCUUCAUCCGUGAAUAAAACAUAUCAGAUACAUAUUCGCUUAUCUGAUCCUUUCUGUCAUUAAACUUGACUUAUAUGCCUGCGUAUAUACCGGGUGCGUCUCAAAAGUGGCUCACCCCUAUAACUUUUUAAUUUUUUCAAAUAAAAAAAAACAGAUUUGGUAUGUUGGUAUAUGACAUAAAUUAGGAUUGAUUGACGUAUUCAAUUGUUUUUGGUCACUUCUUGUUUCACUGUGAAUGACUACAACUUUUGAUUUUUAAAUAGCACAGUCGGUAUUUUUUUACUUUAUUCGAUAGAAAAUGACACUCUGAAUAGAAUGACAUAUCAUAUGUCAACUUUUGACAUUUUAGGACCCUAAAAAUUCAACCAUAUUUUCAUGUUUUUCUCAAUUUUCUCUAAGAGGGUAUGGAAAUUUGGAAAAGUAUAAACGGGGUUAACCAUUUUAUGAAGAAUAUAUUUUUCUCAAAAUGUCAAUAAUAAAUGUUCCUCUUGUAAAGACAAUCCGGCGACGUACUGUAGACUGAAAUGUACUACUUACAAACUCUUUUUUUAAGCAAAAAUGUCAAAAGUUGACGUAUGAUGUGUCAUUCUUUUCAGAAUAUCAUUUUCUCUCAAACAUAGUAAAAUGUAAUACCGAGGGACCAUUUAAAAAUCACAAGUUGUAGUUAUUUCCGUUGAAACAGGAAGUGACCCAAAAAAAUAGGAUACGUCAGUCAAUCUUGAUUUACGUCAUAUACUAACAUACCAAAAAAUAAAAUACUAAAUCUCGUUUUUUGUCUGAAACAAAUAAAGUUAUAGGGGAGAGCCACUUUUGAAAAACACUCGGUAUACACAAAUACAUAUCAGUUAAGCCGCUUUCUCAGAACAUCGACUGUCGCCAGCGACACGUCAAAAGAACCAAUCAGAUUUGUAUAAAUUUCAAACAGCUGUCAAUUUUGAAUUUUGUGCAAAUCUGAUUGGUUCAUUUAACGUGUCGCUCGACAAUACGAGAAUGGGGCUUUAUGUUUUAAAAAAAAAUAAUGGUCCGUGUUUUUAUCAAGGCAGAAAGAAUCUAUAGAUUGGCAAACAUGUUCAAUAUCGUUUUGUGCAAGCUCAAAUUGGUUACAUGGGGUGCAAGAUAGGUUUAUAUGUUAACCUUCUUCUAGAAUGAAAGAAGUAAAACAACGCACUUCAUUCAAACACUAGUCAUAGAAAUAAAGGUCUGUGUAAUAACUUACAUAGUAUAUGUAAGUUAUUACUUAUGAAGCAUUUGUAUGUUUAUGAAGCAUACGAAGCUAUAGGAUCUAAGUCACGCGUAUUUUGAGGACGAAAAAAUAUUAUAACAAUUUUAAAACAUUAACUGAUUUGUUUAUUUUUUAUAUACAUUACUUAUAUAUGUAUUAUGGAGGGUAGAGGUAAAGAGAAUCACAUCCUGAUGGGACUUAACUUAAGAAGUGAUCACCUAAGGGGGAAAAAUAAUAGUCCACUGAAGGACCACUGUGGUGCUAACAAGCAAUAAGACAUCGAUCUGAACUUAGCGGUUAUAAACAAAGUGAAGUUAGUCAAAUAGAGUGGCAAUACGUGCCUUUAGAAACCGCAUAUUUAUCUAUUUCUUUUUAAUUCUUUCCUCUUCCAAAAAUGUCGGCGCUUCUUUCAAAUGUAGAACUUUUGCUACAGCAGCGCCAUCUUAAUUGUACCCUCUCUGAAGACCACCUUUCAAUACACGAAGAUAUUUCUCCUUACCUCUACCAACUACCCCCAUAAUAUGUAUACUUUUAUAGGUAGUUAAGCUGUAUAGUUUAUUAUUGACGUUUCCAAUAAAAGUUUUACAAGUUA